Molecule: messenger RNA, 1806 nt
Organism: Otolemur garnettii (small-eared galago)
Lineage: Eukaryota; Metazoa; Chordata; Mammalia; Primates; Galagidae
Gene: CYP2C18
Product: cytochrome P450 2C18-like
Exons: 9
Coding region: 31-1503 (490 amino acids)
Biological process (GO): xenobiotic metabolic process
Cellular component (GO): cytoplasm; intracellular membrane-bounded organelle
Molecular function (GO): iron ion binding; oxygen binding; oxidoreductase activity, acting on paired donors, with incorporation or reduction of molecular oxygen, reduced flavin or flavoprotein as one donor, and incorporation of one atom of oxygen
Source: RefSeq, a predicted model, not a curated record
CAGUUGUCUUAGCAGGAAGAGAAGGCUGCAAUGGACCCAGCUGUGGCCUUGGUGCUCUGUCUCUCCUGUUUGCUUCUCCUUUCCCUCUGGAGACAGAGCUCUGGGAGAGGGAAGCUCCCGCCCGGCCCGACUCCUCUCCCUAUUAUUGGAAAUAUCCUGCAGUUAGAUAUUAAGGACAUCAGCGAAUGUUUGAGCAAUUUGUCAAAAGCCUAUGGCCCUGUGUUCACUGUGUAUUUGGGCAUGGAGCGUGCUGUGGUGUUGCAUGGAUAUGAAGCAGUGAAGGAAGCCCUGAUUGAUCAUGGAGAGGAGUUUUCUGGAAGAGGCAGUUUCCCAGUGUUUGAAAGAGUUACUAGAGGACAUGGUAUCAUUUUCAGCAAUGGAAAUAGGUGGAAGGAGAUACGGCGCUUCUCCCUUAUGACCCUGCGGAAUUUUGGGAUGGGGAAGAGGAGCAUUGAGGAAUGUGUCCAAGAGGAGGCCCGCUGCCUUGUGGAGGAGUUGAGAAAAACCAAAGGCUCACCUUGUGAUCCUACAUUUAUCUUGAGCUGUGCCCCCUGCAAUGUGAUCUGCUCCAUUGUUUUCCGGGAUCAUUUUGAUUAUACAGAUCAAGAUUUUAUUAACUUGAUGAAAAAAUUCGAUGAAAACCACAGGAUUAUGAGUUCCCCAUGGAUCCAGGUUUACAAUAAUAUGCCUACUCUCAUUGAUUAUCUCCCAGGAAGUCAUAACAAAUUAUUUAAAAAUUUUGCUUAUAUUGAAAAUUAUGUUUUGGAGAAAGUAAAAGAACAUCAAGAAUCCCUGGACAUUAACAAUCCUCAAGACUUCAUUGAUUGUUUCUUGGUCAAAAUGGAACAGGAAAAACAAAAUCCACAGUCUGAAUUUACUACUGAAAACUUGCUGGCCACCAUAAUUGACGUGUUUGGAGCCGGAACGGAAACAACGAGCACCACGCUGAGAUAUGGUCUGUUGCUCCUGCUGAAGCACCCAGAGGUCACAGCUAAAGUCCGGGAAGAGAUUGACCGUGUGGUUGGAAGACACCGGAGUCCCUGCAUGCAGGACAAGAGUCGCAUGCCCUACACAGAUGCUGUGGUGCACGAGAUCCAGAGAUACAUUGACCUUGUUCCCACCAACCUACCCCAUGCAGUAACCUGUGACACCAAAUUCAGAAACUACCUGAUCCCCAAGGGCACAACUAUAAUAACUUUACUGACUUCUGCACUGCACGACGACAAGGAAUUCCCCAACCCAGAGAUGUUUGACCCAGGCCACUUUCUGGAUGAGUGUGGCAACUUUAGGAAAAGUGAUUACUUCAUGCCUUUCUCAGCAGGAAAACGAAUAUGUGUGGGAGAGGGCCUGGCCCGAAUGGAGCUGUUUUUAUUUCUUACCACCAUUUUACAGAACUUUACCCUGAAAUCUCUGGUUGACCCAGAGGACAUUGACACCAUCCCAAUUGUCAGUGGACUUGCCCGUGUGCCACCCUCAUACAAGCUCUGCUUCAUUCCUGUCUGAAAAAGGGUAGACCAUCUGCAAGAUGCUGUGUUGUCCACAGUUUCCCUCUGGAGCAUGGAUCUCCUCCUUCCCACUUUGGAGAUGCCUUCUCUGAUCUCUCACAUCUCCCCAUUCUUUUAAGAUCCAGUGAACAUCUGUCCUCCUCCAACCCAAUGAGAGCUUUUUGAGUCAUUGCACCAAUAUACCUGCUAUUCCCUACACUCUGUACCUUAUGGCCACAACAUAUGCUAAUAUUUACCUCGUACUGAAUUUGUAAUAUGAUAUCACUAUAAAACAGAGAAACAUGAUUAGUGUAUGACAUUC